AUGGCUUCCUCGCAUGUUAUUGAAUGUCCCGAAAGUUACGACAGCGAAUUUGCAGAUGUUUUCGAAAAUUUAGAGCACAUUUCUGACGAUGAUUGGGCAAGUGAAGAUGGGGAUGACAGUGAUUUUGAUUUGGGUGAACCUAGUUCUAAUAACACGAAGGCGAAGAAGGUGGGAAGACGCGACCUCAAACAUUUAGACGAGUACAUCGGCGUAACUACGACCAGUACUUCAGACGACAUAGUGCGUAAGAUGUUCACCUGUCAUGUAUGCUGCAAAACUUUCAAGACAAAACGGGGCUGUAAAUUACAUCUGACCAAUGUACAUAAAGUCAAUGAUACUUGUGGUGACAUUAAAAUAGCUGGGAGAUAUGCAGAGCAAGGCAUUACCAAGCAAAGAAAGACCAAAGGGCGAAUACAUAUCCCAACGUAUACACUGUAUCAUGUUAUGGUGGAUGGGAAACAGUUAUUUAUACAAGCUAUGAGCAAGUUACAGACAAGUGAUAUUCUGAAUAGCAGAAUAUUAUUAGGGGUGGCUAAAACAAAAACAGCAGUCACUGCAUUAAUUGAUGGGGUAGCUGAUGUGGAAGAAGGGAUUAUUUCUUUCAUUAAAGUUCUGUGGCCAGCAGUAACUGGAGGAGAUGGUAAACUUCUCUACACCAGUCGCAGAGAAGCCAUCUACAGUAGUUACCACUCGGUGAGGUUGUCACCAGAGUUAAAGCAGACCGUGACUUUAUUGCUCAAUAAAGUGAAUGCACCAGUUUCAGCAGCUAUUAUUAUGAGUAUUAGCAGAGUGUUUUUUGAUGAGAUUCUGCUUGCCCGUGAAAGGAAGGAGCUAAAUGAUGACAAUAAUCAAGCCACAAAAAUGACAAAUAUUGAGGAGAAUGCACUGAGGUAUGCAUGUGGGUAUAUCCCAAUGGCAUUAUCAAAGCAACUACAGCGCCGUGGACCAGCUUUUGGAUCAAUGGUCAAAACCCUCUCUGCAACGAAGACCACAGGAACUGAAUCAAAGACAUUCCUCUCUUACACAACUGAGUGGGUUGAGAAGGAAAAUCGUGGUGGUCUUUUCCCUAUUAAUGACACAGCAUAUCUUUUUUUUCGUCGAGUUGAACACUUUAUUCGGCUCCAUUUCACUCAGAGACAUAAUAGAAAAAUACAUGAUUCUGUGACAGAGUCUAUGUUGGCAGAUAGGGUGGCCUUGACAUACUGGUCACAGCUUUCAGCUGGUUUGAAUGACAGUGCUUCACUACAACUUAUGUGUAUGUGCAUAAAACUACUGGUAAAUAUCCGUGGUCAUUCAACAGCACGCAAAAUCAUUGAGGAAUUCAAACUGAAAGCGGCCAAUUUAUCGAGAGACUCUAAAGGUAUUCGUAAAGAACUGAAGUAG
Molecule: messenger RNA, 1383 nt
Organism: Saccoglossus kowalevskii
Lineage: Eukaryota; Metazoa; Hemichordata; Enteropneusta; Harrimaniidae
Source: RefSeq, a predicted model, not a curated record